Striga asiatica is the source of this 408-nucleotide messenger RNA. The record is from the annotation of a GenBank genome assembly. Lineage: Eukaryota; Viridiplantae; Streptophyta; Magnoliopsida; Lamiales; Orobanchaceae.
AUGGAAGGGGCCAAACAAAGUACGACUGCUCAUCGGAGAGGCCCUAAUAUAAGAAGACUUCUUAGUGAGGAUGCGGCGUGCUCAUCCGGUGAUUCAGCCAUCGGACCGAGCUCAUCCUCCAGAUUAGCCUCUUUGAUGGCAUUUUCUAGGUUGGUUUCCCACCAAGAAUGGUUGAGGGGUAAGCUAGGAUCAGUUAACCAACCAUCUAAUACCGGAGAUGAGGUCUUCAUUAUCGAACAAGACUUUAUUAUCGAACUCUACAUUGUAGAUCCCAACCCCGAAUUGUGCUCUAGUUAUGGUUGCAGCGCGCUGGAGAUAUUCUUGAUGUUCGACGUUUGCGCGUCUUCUAACUCUUUCUUCGUCUUCUCCGUCUUAGAAGAUGAGAUGUCUCCCCCAAUUACUUCGUGA